GAACAGAAACUUUGCUUAUCAGAGACUGGAGCAUUGAAAUGAGCUCAAAGAAAACUCCGCCAAGGUUUAGGGCUGUAGGGCAGCGCUCACUUCCUUCAUUAUUCUUGUCUUGCUCAAAAAAGUCUGUCAAGGCUGUAGAAGAAGAUCCCGAUGGGGGCUCGCAUGUGCGGCUCUCGGAACGGAAGCCGCACCAGACUGCUGGAAAACCCACGACAGUAAAGGCAAGGUUGAGGCCCUUCUCGUCAAUUUUUGGCCUGAGAGAUUUAAGUGAGUGCAUUGAUCAUGAUGAGCAAAUUGAGGCCAAGAAAGGAGGGGAAGCUGAGAAGAAUCAUGUUGCUGCUUUAUUGGCUUUUGAACAAUUCAAGCAUACUGAUCUAGGAAAAGGACAUUCUUUAGGUCCAUCCACUGAUGGUCGAGUAGAAAGUUCUAACGGAGAUGUUGUAGAAGAAUCAAGAAAAAGGAGGAACCCUUUUGAAGCUGGGGUUGACAAGCACAUUGCAAGAAAGCAUUUCGCAAUGCUUGGAGGUGAUUCAGAACCCAGCCAGACAAGAAGGAAUGAGAGUUUUAUAAGCAAGGAGAAACCAGGACCUGUUUAUAACUACAGCGGCGGUGGCAAACACACUGUAAGAAAACAUUUCACAGUGCUUGGAGGUGAUCCAAAACCAAAACCACAAGCCUACCAGAAAAGGAGAAGGAAUGAGGGUUUUGUAAGCAAGGAGAAAGCAGGACCUGUUUAUAAUCACUAUGCAAAUGGCUGUGGCUGGUGGGACUGCGACAGGGAAGGCAUUGACAAUGAAGAAGUAGGCCUCAAUGAGGUAUGGGAAGGAGUGGGCUCUACCACAUUGGGAGGAAUAGAAUGGCAUUGAUCUUUGGCUAUAGAUAUCAUGUCUUAAUGAUAAUUGAAAACUUGUGUAGAAUACUCUGUCAUUUCUCUCCCAUCCCAGAUCCCACCACAUUUAGUGAUGUCUUGUGUAAUUUAAUGUUUAUAUAUUGUACUGUUUUAACUUUUAACAUGAAGAUAUCUUUUUAG
Messenger RNA from Prunus mume (Japanese apricot), 1030 nucleotides. RefSeq lists its product as uncharacterized. The record is from RefSeq and is a predicted model, not a curated record. NCBI's taxonomy places the organism in Eukaryota, Viridiplantae, Streptophyta, Magnoliopsida, Rosales, Rosaceae.